Clunio marinus is the source of this 5383-nucleotide messenger RNA. NCBI's taxonomy places the organism in Eukaryota, Metazoa, Arthropoda, Insecta, Diptera, Chironomidae. The record is from the annotation of a GenBank genome assembly.
AUGAAAUUUUGGGCCCAAGGGCCGUUUAAGUGGCCUUUAUAUGCCACAGCUUCUGGAAGACUAACAGAGAAUCAGCUUUUGGAAUUUGUCAACGAUUCAAUCAGUUUAAUCGAACCUGUCUGUUGCAGGUUUAUCUUUUUCUGCAUGGAUUCAUUAAAUAAUCAAAAGGCAGUGAAUAGCCACCACUCAAAGGUGGUCUCAGAAGCACAUAAUAAAUCAAUUUCAAGUAGUAAUCAAGCCAUAAUAACAAAUUUAAAGGGAAAUCAUACAGAUUUGAAAGAGUCAAAUUUUGAAUACGAAGAUAACGAGUGGGAUAUUGGAAUUGGAGAUUUAAUUAUCGAUUUGGAUGCUGAUAUAGAAAAAUCAUCAUCGUCAAACAUUGACACAUCUUUAGUCAUUCCAUUACAAAAUCCAACAAAUAUAACUGCGGAGAAAAGUUUUUCGUCAGAAAAUAAUAAAACUUCGUCUGAGGAAAACUCAGAUCAUUGUGAAUCUAAUAUCGCUAAACAACAUAAGACUAAAAAUUACAUUAAAGGUAAAAACGAGACAGUAACGAUGUCCUCAACGACAAAUUCAGGAAAUAAAGGAACUUCAAAAUUAUCUGUGGAUCAUCAGGCCACAUUGGACAAAGGUCUAAAAAUGAAAAUUAAACGGACUAAAACCGGCACAAAGACUUCUGACUCAAAACAUGAAAUUGUGAAGUCUGAACAAAAUGGAAACCUCAACAGUGAUGAAGCAAUUCCUGUACUAGCAUCUAAGAAAGUAGUAAAUCCACCAGCAGGAGUUUUAGCAUCUCCGUCAUUAUCUGCCAACAAAAGGGGAAGUAAUAGUCACAGAAAGGACAAAGGCAAAGAUAAAGUCGUGGGAAAAGAGAAAAUCGAUGGUGGAUCGAUGAUGCAAACAGAGAAUAAUUGUUGCAACUGUGGCUCUGAUAAAAUGGGCGCUUUAUCAUGCAACAAUCCAAAUUGUUCAAAAUUCAGAGAUUUAGCUUUACCUCCAAGGAUUGCCUCAACAACUCCUGGACAAAUUCCUUUAAGUCUGGAUAAACAAACACCAGCUGGUGUUAAUGUUGGAAAUGUUCCUGGAGCUCCAAAAGACUCUCUCAAGAUGUUAUCUCAAAUAAGUGGAUUAAAGCAUAAGGAUCAACACAAGUUAAUUGAUUACUCAUCAAAGUCAUCACAAUCGAAUUCAUCUUCAACUUCAAUGUCGUACUCAUCGAGUACAAACAGCGAUGAUGGUAAAAUGUCAAGUUCGCCACCAUUGAAACGAAUGAAGAAUGAAGGAACGACAACAGCAACAUCAACACCAGCAACAGGAACGGGAACAACAGGGAAAGGAAGUAUGGUGGAUGUUUGUGUUGGAACAUCGAUAGGAACAAUCACAGAGCCAGAUUGUUUGGGUCCUUGUGAGCCAGGAACGUCAGUGACAUUAGAGGGAAUUGUGUGGCAUGAAACAGAAGGAGGCGUGUUAGCAGUUAACGUGACAUGGCGUGGAAAAACUUAUGUCGGAACUUUAAUUGAUUGCACAAAGCAUGAUUGGGCACCGCCAAGAUUUUGCGAUUCACCAACAGAAGAAUUAGAUUCAAGAUUACAAAAAGGCGGACGUGGUAAAAGAGGACGAAACAGCGCAACGUCAACAAAUGAUUUGAUAAAUUUCACAGAGACAAGAAGUUCGGUGCACAGUAAACUAAGAAAUGGCGGCUCGAAAGGAAGAGCUUCGCGGAAUUCAUCAAUGACAAACAUAAACAUAUCUUCACAAACGGUAACAAACACUCCUUCAACAUCUCCGACAACAUUCUCAGUGCCACGACCUGAGAAACGUCGAAAAUCGAAGGAUGAGAGUCCAUCGUCGUUCAAUGGAACAAAUGUUCAAGGAAAUACUUUAAGCGGGAAUAAUUCAAGCAACAACGUUCCAACAACACUUAGUAGUUUGCCAUCAUGUGCAAAGAAAGCUAAAAAUGUGACAUCACCAUGCGCAAUAUCGCCAGUGCUUUUGGAAUGUCCUGAACAAGACUGCAGCAAGAAAUAUAAGCAUGCAAAUGGAUUGAAAUAUCAUCAAAGUCACGCUCAUGGAAUGAUAUCAAAUGCUGAUGAUGAUUCGUCAUUAACAGCACCGGAUUCACCAUCACAAAGAUCGCAAUCGCCACCGCCUCCCAAUGAAACAAACUUCUCGCAAAAGAUUAACUUUGAAACUUCAAAGUCAUCGAGUCUAAAUGAAACGAAAAUCAAUGAGAAUUCUAUGAGUGCGAGCGGAACUGGUGAAUUGUCGAAUGUUGAUCGGCCGUCGUCGGCUUGUAUUGACACAAAUCAAUCAACAGUUCAUAAUGAAUCAUCGUCGUUGCCAAAUACGUUCAACGACACAAUACCAAAACCAGCUGUUGCAACAAAUACGACGGUGUCAUCUUCAUCAACACCAAUUAAGCAAGAUACACAAAAUAAAAAUAAAACAAACAUUUUAAGAUUUCCAAGUGCACCAGAUAUUGAACAAAUUUCAAAUGACUCGAUGAGCGAUGCACAAUCACAAAGUUCAAGCUUUUAUUCAUUGCAAAAUUCUAAUAAAGCUCCAAGCAGUAACAGUGGAAAGAGUAAGAAAGGAAGAAAAUCUCCUGGCCCUGACAAUGAAAGCGAUAUUUGUAUAAUUAAUAAAUCUGAUGGUGUAAGAAGUCCAGCUUAUAGUGAUAUAUCAGAUGAUUCAAAUACAGCGGCUGAAAGCAAUUUAAAUGAUAAACUUAAAAUUAAUAUGGAAAAUAAUAAAAAGUCACAAGAGAGUGUUGGCGGUGGAAGUGCGCCAUUAUCGAUAGGUGGAUACAAUAACUUGUAUGGACCGUCAUUCUAUCAACCGUCAUCAUUCUUUCCACCACCCGAUAAUCAAAGUACAAAAGCUCAACAACAAGCAUCAUCUGGAGGCAUUGAUUACAAGUCAAAAGAUCAUAGUCCUUUAGAUCUUAUGAAUAAACUUCAACCUUCGUCAAAGCUUCAAAAUGAUGUAGCGACAGCAGCAAGCAGCUCGUCAAAUUCUCUCAGCACAAACAAUCCUGUGGGAAAAAUUAUGCAACAUUAUCAACAUUAUCCGUAUAAUUUUAUUCAGCCAAAUUAUCCAUACAGCCUUGACAACAGCUUUGGACCGCUGCCUUCAACAUCAUCAUCAGAUGACGGCAGUAAAACUCAAGGAGUUCAUAUCAAAGAAGAACAUGGAAAGGACAUGUCAAGUUCUGAUACUUUAAAACAAAUUACGACACCAAUACCUUCGUCGAAGCUUAUUAAAAGUGAAAAUUCUAAAGAAAUGAUUAAAAGUGAAUCAGGGCAAUCGAUGCAGUCAAGUUUAUCUCAAUCACCUCAACAUUUAAGUCCUUAUUCAAGCUUAUAUCAACGACAUCCUAUGGGACUGCCACCAUUAUCACGAGAAGAAGAAAUCCAAAAAUAUUUCAUAUAUCCAGAUCAAAGACGAUCGUCUGUUGGACCACCGCCACCUCCAACAAGCCAAUAUUAUUUACCAUAUAUGGGUCCUGGAGGGAAUCCUUUCUUUCCCGAUCCAUCUCAUCCAAUGUAUCGUAAUAUGUUGGUACCAACACCUCCUUACAACUCACCUUACCAUUUACAAAUGGCUCGAUUCUCUUCACCCGAAGAUCUCUCACGUAAUCCAAACACCAAAGCGUUAGACUUACUCCAACAACAUGCAACUCAAUAUUACAAUUCUCAUAAAAUUCAUGAAUUGAGUGAACGAGUCAGUCAAAUGAAAAGUCCUACAAGUAAUCCCAAGAUACCUGUUACAAGUGUACCAAGUCCUAAUAUAACGCAACCUCUUCCUGGAUCAAGUAUAAGUGUGACAAGUGCUACAAAUAAUACGAGUACUUCAUUAUCAUCAAAUUCAUCGAUUAUGAAUAGUAAUAAUAAUAAUAACAACAGCAGUCUUGGACAAGGAAACUUACCACAACCGCCAAGCUCUUUAAAUCCUUCACAACAACCGCCAUCAUCUAAAUCGAUGGAUAAAAAUGAUCGAACUGAUCCCAAAGAUCCACUUUCAAGUAGUAAUGGAGGCCUCAAUCGGACGACAAGUCCACCACCUCAAAGGCACGUCCACACACAUCAUCACACUCAUGUCGGAAUAGGUUAUAUGUCCGGACCUAUGUAUCCGGCUCCGUACGUAAACCCCGCUGUUUUAGCCAGUCAAACUGUGAUUCCAUUCCCGACGAAUCAGCAAGCAAACAAAUAAUUUAAGAUGUAGCAGCAUAAAGGAAAUAAAGUUAGAAAGAAUGUUUAACAACUUAUCAAUCGAUGAAAGGAGAGAAAGAAGAAAUAAUCUGCAGGUUCAUUUCCUUAACUAAACUUCUUUGCUGUUUAUUUUAUUAUUUAACUAAAUAUGUCUAAAUAUUUAAAAACAGAAAGACUUAUACAUCAUAAAAGUAGACUUUAAGUAACUCUCAUUCUUCUUGACAAUUAAAACAAAACAACAUAAAUAUAUAAAUAAAUAUAAAUACUUAGUGCUUGUACAUAAGAAUGCGUUGUUACAAACAGUUUGCACAAUUUUUUCUUCUUUUUAAUGCUUACAAAUUAAAUGUGCAUUUGAAUUAGAAUAUUUGAUAUGAUUUUUAAGUUGAGUCGCGUCUACCUUUUCGUUUAAUGUAAGUCAACGAUCGGAUCUGUGUGUGAUUGCUAACAACAUUAAAUAUUUAUAUGUUGGUUGAUGACAAUUUAGACAAAGCAAUGAAUAUUGUUCUUAAGUAUCUCUUUCUAUCAAUGUAAUCGACAAGAAAUUGUUGUUUGCGAAACAAAAGAAAUUAAAAGAAUCAUCACGAUGAAGAUCCGAUUCGAAUGUAAGUUUUCUAAUGAAUGAAAAGCUUUUAAAAUUUAAAUUGUUAUCUACAAUGUAUUUCAGGAUUCAUUCAUAAUUGUAGAGACUUAAUUUUCUUAUCAAAGCAUAGAAAACAAAAAAAAAAGAAAAGCUUACAAUGUACAUAAAAAUAUAUCUAAAUAUUAAAAGAAACAUUUCUAACACAAUUCAAAUAUUUAAAAUAAUUGAAAGAAGAGAAAAAAAAAAUGAAAAAUUGAGAUUUUUAAAUUCCAGUUUAAAAUUUUUAAUCAUUCAAAGCAAGGGAUGUUAAGCAACAUAUGUUGCUAAUAAAGUAUGAGCUAAAAGUUGUAAAAUAUAAAAUAAAUUAAAUUUCUCUCCAUUUAACUGUUCAAAUUCUUACGUAUGAUAUCGCUUAGAUUUAAGACGGUUAAAAGCCGAGAAGUAGAAUUUAGAAGCUUAGUUUUAUUCCACAAUCUUUGUAUUCUAAUGAUAUGAAUUUUAAAGAAGAGAAGAAAAAAAAUCAUGUUUAAGCAGUGUAACCUAAUAUGAAUGUGAAAUUAUCAAAAAUAUAGUGAUUCAAGCAAUUAAUUUA